UAGUUUUCAUAAUAGAUCCAGUGUUAUUAAAUUGUCCAAGUAAGAAGACGGAAGCAACACGGAACAUGAGCAUUAUUAGUUCGCUGGGCACGAGCAGCGCGGCGGCCGCCGACCGGGACGACUCCGAGCUGUGUGCGUGGCGCCCGCCGCCGCCGCCCCUUGAACCGACGCUCCCGCAACACGGAGAGGCGAAAUGCGGACGGCGGGUCCGCUCGCGCUCCUCGCCUGUGAGGUGGCACGCGGAAGAUACGCUGGUGGUCGGCGCCGAAUUUCGCGCCCGAAGUCCCUCCGUGUCGCCGCCCCGAUCGGCGUCGCCCGGCGGUUCGAUAGCUCGGGAGAGCAAAUCAGUCGGCGCGUACUUCUCGUCUCGCGUGCCCACGCAGCCGGUGCGACUCGUGACGGCAGCUCGGCCUGCACCCUGGCACGUUUCUAUCACAGAUCCGGAACGCUCUGUCCUACAGUUACAGAAUCACCACUGUACGGAGAGAUUGCGCGUGGUGGGAAAUGUACCGCGUGAGGUGUGUGCCUCGCCGCCGGGUGGAAGCGUCGUGCGGUCGCCGACGCCGCCCUCUGCGUUCAGUCCGAGCGUCAGGAAUGGCCCGCCUCCGUGCCUCUCUGG
Messenger RNA from Manduca sexta (tobacco hornworm), 619 nucleotides. RefSeq lists its product as uncharacterized. Lineage: Eukaryota; Metazoa; Arthropoda; Insecta; Lepidoptera; Sphingidae. The record is from RefSeq and is a predicted model, not a curated record.